AUGAAACUGGUUGUUUUAGGUGGAUCUGGGUUCCUUGGCCAUAAUAUUUGUAAGCUUGCCGUUGCAAGAGGGCAUCAAGUUGUGUCUGUGUCUCGAAGAGGACGUAGUGGUGUUCAAUUUAAAGAACCAUGGAUGGAAAAAGUCCAUUGGGAACAAGCGGAUGCAAUGAAAGACCCCCAUUCCCUUCUUCCAUUUGUUCAAGGUGCUUUUGCUGUUGUAAACACAGUCGGAAUUCUUAUGGAAUCCAACUAUAAGCAAGCACUUGAAAACCCAAGAGGUUCCAUUCUUCAACUCGUCAAGAACUUGAGAGGCAAUGUUUUUCAAGGAUCUGAAAACCCAUUGAAGAAACCCCCUUCUCCAUCUGUUCCUCCUGCUAAGCCAAGUCUGAAAUUUGAAUCCGUCAACCGAGAAUUGGCUAUCAAUACAGCCAAUGUAGCGGCUGAAGCCCAUGUCCCCGUAUACUGUUAUAUUUCCGCUCAUGCAUCUGUUCCUGGACUGGAUCCAAGAUAUAUAAGUACAAAGAGACAGGCUGAGCGUGCGAUUUCUAACAUCCCGAAGAUACGAUCCAUCUUUGUACGUCCUAGUUUUAUGUACGAUGCCCAUGAUCGACCUAUAUCGGGUAUCUUUGCUCCGUUUCUAAAAAUAUCCUCUGGGAUUAAUCAUUUCAGCUCUGGAUUAUUUGAUUUUCUUGGCGCUGCUUCUGCUGAGCCCUUGCCUACUUGUGAUGUCGCAAAAGCUACUCUUGAAGCUAUCCUUGAUCCUGCCAAAUCUGGCCCAUUGGGAAUACAAGAGAUUAAAGAAUUGGCAAAUCGAAAACAUCCUUCUUCUACUUGA
Molecule: messenger RNA, 834 nt
Organism: Schizosaccharomyces osmophilus
Lineage: Eukaryota; Fungi; Ascomycota; Schizosaccharomycetes; Schizosaccharomycetales; Schizosaccharomycetaceae
Gene: coq11
Product: ubiquinone biosynthesis protein Coq11
Exons: 1
Coding region: 1-834 (277 amino acids)
Cellular component (GO): mitochondrion
Molecular function (GO): protein-containing complex binding
Source: RefSeq, a predicted model, not a curated record